Xenia sp. Carnegie-2017 is the source of this 1983-nucleotide messenger RNA. RefSeq names its product signal recognition particle subunit SRP68-like. Gene Ontology annotation, molecular function: 7S RNA binding; endoplasmic reticulum signal sequence receptor activity; signal recognition particle binding. NCBI's taxonomy places the organism in Eukaryota, Metazoa, Cnidaria, Anthozoa, Malacalcyonacea, Xeniidae. Gene Ontology annotation, biological process: SRP-dependent cotranslational protein targeting to membrane. Gene Ontology annotation, cellular component: signal recognition particle, endoplasmic reticulum targeting. The coding region runs from base 74 to 1867 and encodes 597 amino acids. The transcript is spliced from 13 exons. The record is from RefSeq and is a predicted model, not a curated record.
AAUUUACAUUUUUACAUUAUUUCAAAGAGUUCUAGCAACGUGCGUGAUUUAUGAAUAGAUAAAAACAAUAUUUAUGAUGGAAUUGCCUGCAGAAGAAAAUAAAUCUGAAAAACCUUGUCUUUUAUCUUUGGAAAUUUUACCAACAAUCAAAGAAAUUCAACAGCAACAUGGCUUGAGACAUGGGGACUAUCAACGAUAUAGGCAAUAUUGUGCUAGGAGACUCAGACGUUUGUAUAAAGUGUUACAGUUUACUCAAGGAACGCGUAAUAAUGUGAAACCAAAGAGAGUUAGUGAAGAUAAGCUUUCUGAUGUGAGAUAUCUUCAUGUUGUGUUGAUGAAUGCAGAAAGAGCUUGGAGUUAUGCCAUGGAACUUAAACUUCUUGCCAAUACUGAACCAAGAAAGCAUUUUCACAUGUUACGUCGCUUGAAAAAAGCAACCCAGCAUGCUUUGCAACUGAAGAAACUCAGUGAAUCUGAACAAUGUGAUGCUCGUACAAAGCUAGAAGCACAAGCUUACUACUGCUUCAUGAUUGGUUCAUUUAAAUUUGAAAAACAAGAAUGGAAAGAAGCUUUAGAGUUAUUUGGGGAGGCAAGGACAAUUUAUGAAAAGCUUGGCAGUGCAUUUACUGAAGAACAACAAAACUUCUACCAGCAAAAAGCAGAUGAAAUCACUCCAAAUAUUAGAUAUUGUGCUUAUAACUUAGAUGAUGAAAAUGUGGAUAUUAAUGAGUUAAUGAAAAUGAAAUUUAGUUCAGCAGGAUCUGGUGCUCAGGACUUACUUGCUAAUAAACUAGAUAUGUUGAUAUCUCAAAGUCGAGAAAAGCAAGCAAACUCGUUUACAGAGUUGACAUGGGAAGGAAAAACAAUUCCAGUGAAAAAUGAGCUAGUUAGGGCUUUUCUUCUUCGUGUUGACGAUAGUGAACAUGAAUUGGAGAGAGCUGAAAGUUUUGAAAAUAAAAUGACUGUCUUUGAUCAACUUUUGAUGGAGUGCAAAGAUGGAUUACAAAGUGUAAAAGAUGAGAUGAAGCCAGAUCAGGGAAAAUCCAAAGUUUCUGUGUCAGAAGCACAUUUGGCCAAUCUUCAGUUCCUUCAUUCUCAUCUAACAUAUCUUCGUUUGAUGAAAACGGUUGAACGUAAUCUUCUCAUGGUGGACUCAUUGAAGAAAAACUUUCCAACAAUCUUGCUGCAACAGUCUGCAAGUUCUAAUAGAUCAGCUAAUGAUGCAAAGAAAAUCACAAAACCAGAAGAUCUUGUUCGAAUAUUUGAUAUCAUAUUGCAGAAUUUAUCAGACAUUGAAGAUCUUCUUGAAUCAACAUUUGGUGAAUCAACUCUUAGUCAGAAAAUAUCAUCUCAAAAAAGUUUUUUUAAAGCUCACAGAUGUUUGUACGUUGCUCAUAGUUGUUUAUUAAACAAAAGAUGGAAAGAAGCAACUGCUUUAUAUGAGAGAGUUUUAAAGUAUUGUGAUGAAGCUAUUUCAUUACAUGAGAAAGUACCUAAUCGUGAGGAUAAAAUAUCAGAAUUGAAUGAACUUAGACGACAGGCAGAAGGUCAUAUGUACACAGCUCAUGCUUUUCAUCUUUUAGAUUUGAAUGAUGUUGGUGAAAAAGUUGACACACUUCAACUACAAGAUAAACCACUUCAAGAAAGACUUGAUGUUUAUGAUGAAAGACCUCCAAACCUCAAGAAACCAAAUAUUACAAAUUUUCCACCAAAAUUUCAGCCUAUUCCUUGUAAACCACUGUUCUUUGAUCUGGCUUCCAACCAGGUUAACUUUCCAUCUCUUUCUCAUCGUAUGGAACAGAAGAAAACCAACACUGGAAUUACCAAUUAUCUCAAAGGAUGGUUCUGGGGCAGUGGUAAAAGCUGAACAAAUUUAAUAUCUAGGUUUACUGUAUUUGUUGCAAGGAAAGUCUAUCAAAUUUUGUGAAAUUAUAUUUCAGAAGUCUGAACUUACAGAAAAUAUAUCUAUUGUUGCAAUGCUUA